AUGGCAUCAUACGACCCGUAUGAUCACCCGGCCCGGGAGCGCUCCCGCUCCACAAGACGCUACUACCGCGAGGAGCGCCGCGAUGACAGAGACCCUCGAUACACCGGCGGCGCUGCCGACCAGUACCUCAACGUCAACCACGAUUUGAUUUCACGCCCACGUGAGGAUAGCGAUGUUUCUGUCGAGGAGAUCCGUCGUGACUUCCCGCCGCCCGGAUACUCUACUCGGGAUAUGCGCCGCGCCCGCUCUGCCGAGCCUGGCUACUAUGACGACCACGAUGAUCCCCGGGCCCGCUCUGGCCGGGACUAUGACUAUGACUAUGACCGACGAGAGGAGAAGAAGAAGUCCCGGCUGGGCAACAAGGAGCAGCUUAUCGCUGCGCUGGCCGGCGCCGCCAUCGCCAUUGGUGGAAAAGAGCUCUACGACCGCAAGGAAGCCAAGGACCAUGGUUCCGAUGUCCAUCGCAAUGUCCUUGCCUCGGCCGCUAUCGGUGCUGCUGGAGCUUUUGCGGGUUAUCAGGGCGCAGAUUUCUACACCAAGCAUAAGGAAAAGAAGGCUCCGCUGGUCCUUAGAGGACGCGAUGGCAGACUAGAGUAUCGCAACGAUGACGAAGUCAGUGCCAAGGACAACAAGGGUCACAAGAACUUCCUCGAGAGUGCCCUUGCCGCUGCUGGUAUCGGCAGCACCUUGAAGGCCUUGGCGGGAGGCAGCAGCAGCAGAGAUGACAGAUCCGAUACUAGAAGUGUCAGGAGUCGUCGCAGCAGCCGCUCUAGAUCUCGUUCCCGCGGGGGCGAUCCCGCCAAAAAGAUCCAAAAGGCUGCCAUGGCUUCCCUCAUUGCUGGUGCCACCGAAGCCUUCCGUGUGUCUAAAGAGCCAGGUGGUUGGAAGGGAGAAAAGGCCAAGCGCAUCCUUACUGCCGCAGCGGGUGCUGCUACUGUUGAUGCUGCCAUGAAGGGCGAUAAGGCGGGCAGCAAGCUUGGUUUGGCCGAAUCCGUCAUCGGUGGCCUGCUUGGCAACCGUGUGCUGAACGGCUCCAAGAAGAACAUUGAGGAGGAUGAGAAGACCGGUCGCUCUCGAUCGCGAUCUCGUGCCCGCUCCCGCUCCAAGGGCCCCGGUGGCGGGCUCGCCGCUAUCGCGACUGCCGGUCUCGGGACCUACGCUGCAAACAAGCUCAGCAGCCGAUCCAGGUCCCGACGCCGGAGCACCGACUCAUAUGACAGCCGCGAUGGCUCGCGCGAUAGACGUUAUCGCAGCCGCAGCCGCAGCGUCGUCGACUCGGCGCGCAAGGGCCUUGCCAAGCUAGGCAUCGGAAACGGACCAGACGACGAUGAGCGCGACCGCCACGACCGCAGAAAUUACGACGACUAUGCCGACUCUUCUCGAAGCGGGCGCCGACACCGAGACUACUCAGACGAUGAGCGCUCCAGGAGCGGCCGCAGCCGCAGUCGCUCAAGGGGAGGAGGAACCGUGGCAAGGAGACGCGAUGCUUCGCGGGGAUCAGUCUCCUCAUCCGACCUGGGAGAUUCGGAUGAGGACAGGAAGAGAACCAAGAAAAUGAGAGGUAAGCAAAUGAUUACUACAGGGUUGGCAGCUGUGGCGACCAUCCAUGCUGCCCACAACAUCUACCAAAGCGUGGAGAAGCACGGCGUACGUAAGAAGGCAGUGAGAGAAGGGAAGCUGAGUCCGGAAGAAGCCAAGAAGCUCAGGCAAAGAACAUUGCUGCAAGAUGCCGCAUCGGUCGGCAUCGCGGCCCUGGGCAUCAAGGGCGCCAUCUCGGAAAUGAAGGAGGCUCGCGAGGUGAUGCACGAGACACACGAGUGGAAGAAGAAGAAAGAGGAGAGGCAUCAGAGACGGGUCGAAAGACUGCGGGCAACGGCAAACCAGGCAAAUGACUUUGACGGGGACGGCCGUGGCGACAUUGUCGACUUCGGCAGACGCAGGGCUGACAACUGGUCUUCUUCAGCGCCGCCCAAGGCGACUCGCCUGGAGGAUGGUCCCCAUUACACUGAUGGGAAUCCAUACGGCGCCAUGCCUCGCGCUCCCUCU
Neurospora tetraspora is the source of this 2046-nucleotide messenger RNA. RefSeq lists its product as uncharacterized. The transcript has a single exon. The annotation marks the transcript as partial. The record is from RefSeq and is a predicted model, not a curated record. NCBI's taxonomy places the organism in Eukaryota, Fungi, Ascomycota, Sordariomycetes, Sordariales, Sordariaceae.